AUGUUGAUGCCUCAGUCGUCAACAGCAGCAACGCAAUCGGCGGGACAAGUUUCCAUGCCGAUUCAGACUUCUGCGUCAGGUGGAAGUUCAUUGCCGAUGAAUACGCUUCCGAACAUUUCGGCGGUGGACUCUUUCUCAACGGUGAAAACAGAUCAAUCCACCGGGAUAGGGCGACAAUCUAGUCACCAGCAGUCCAAUGUUGGGUCGAGUCUUUUUGGAAAAAGAUCUAGUUAUCUUGAGUCUUACAGAAGUCCAGGGUUUCAAACUCCAAGUUUUCAGAGCUCGUUAUUCCAAGUUCCUGUUUUCCAUAGCCAAGGUCAAGCCGAUCAGCAAUAA
Messenger RNA from Oldenlandia corymbosa var. corymbosa, 336 nucleotides. NCBI's taxonomy places the organism in Eukaryota, Viridiplantae, Streptophyta, Magnoliopsida, Gentianales, Rubiaceae. The record is from the annotation of a GenBank genome assembly.